Messenger RNA from Sceloporus undulatus (fence lizard), 1225 nucleotides. It is a transcript of the gene ALG5, whose product is annotated as ALG5 dolichyl-phosphate beta-glucosyltransferase. NCBI's taxonomy places the organism in Eukaryota, Metazoa, Chordata, Lepidosauria, Squamata, Phrynosomatidae. The record is from RefSeq and is a predicted model, not a curated record. The transcript is spliced from 10 exons. Bases 68 to 1033 code for a protein of 321 amino acids. Gene Ontology annotation, cellular component: endoplasmic reticulum membrane.
AGUCGGGGCUGUAUUACCAUGGCUCUUCCCUGACUUCCGCCUCCGUGUCCCUUUGCUGCUGCGAGCGAUGGAGGUGUUGUGGCUGGCGGAAGGGCUGGCCUCGCUGGCGGUGGCCGGGGUGCUCCUGACUGCUGUUUUUGCACACAUAACUGCAGCGAAGUUGCCAAAACUUCAUAGACACGAAGAUGAAAAGUUCUUUCUGAGUGCUGAAGAUAAGAAGCAACCUGUGCCAAGCAUCCAUGAUCCUCCAACACGUGAACUUUCCGUAGUUGUGCCUUCGUAUAACGAGGAAGAACGGUUGCCAUCAAUGAUGGAUGAAGCUUUAGACUAUCUGGAAAAAAGACAGAAACAAGAUCCAGCAUUCACAUAUGAGGUUAUUGUGGUUAAUGAUGGCAGCAAAGAUCACACCACAAAGGUUGCACUGAAGUAUACUAAAAAAUAUGGCAGUGACAAAGUGAGAGUUCUUCCUCUGGUGAAGAAUCGUGGCAAGGGAGGAGCUGUCAGAAUGGGUGUUUUCAUUUCACGAGGGAAAAAAAUACUCAUGGCAGAUGCUGAUGGUGCCACAAAAUUUGAAGAUAUUGAAAAAGUAGAAAAAGGUCUUGAGAGUCUCCAGCCUUGGCCUAACCAGAUGGCCAUUGCCUGUGGCUCUCGAGCUCACUUGGAGAAAGACUCAAUAGCACAGCGGUCAUACUUCCGAACACUUCUUAUGUAUGGAUUCCACUUUCUAGUAUGGUUUCUUUGCGUUAGAGAAAUCAGAGACACCCAAUGUGGUUUUAAACUAUUAACCCGUGAGGCUGCUUCUCGAACUUUUUCAGUACUUCAUAUAGAGCGUUGGGCAUUUGAUGUGGAACUACUCUAUAUUGCCCAGUGUCUUAAAAUACCAAUAGCAGAAGUUGCUGUCAACUGGACAGAAAUUGAAGGUUCUAAACUAGUUCCCUUCUGGAGUUGGUUGCAGAUGGGCAGGGACCUUCUCUUUAUACGACUGCGAUAUUUGACUGGUGCCUGGAAGCUUGAAACAAGAAAAGAUAAUUAGUUUAUUUAUAUUUCCAUCAAAUGGAUUGUUUUUAUAAUUAUGAUGGGUUUUUUUCAACACGUCUGUAAUAAGGAUAAGGCUGAAAUUACUCGUCAUGACUAUUCUGUAUUGCAUUUGUGAACUCACUUGAAAAACAGCCAAGAGUAUGGAUGUUGUAUAUAAUUGGCCUAUAAAAAAAGUUUUACAACCAAG